GAAAAAUCGUUGCAUAACAGUCCUGACGGGGUGGAGUCGUAGCACAGUCGCCAAGGAAAUCCUGGAUAACGCAGAUUCAGGAAAAUGCUGCUUUCAGAGGUCCUGCAGGUGCUGCGCGGGGCAGGUAAAGUGGGGUCUGCCCUGGUUUGCACUCAGGGAGAACAGCUCCGAUUUGUGGUCUCUAACUCCACCGUGGGAGCCGGGGUCCGAGUCGCCCAGGAAGCGGUGGAGGGGCUGAUGGCCAGCUUUGGUGGCGGCGGCAAAGCGCAGGUAACGGAGGAGGAUGUGUUUCCGGACGCGGAGGGUUGGGAGAUGGCGGACCCGGAGGAAGCGGCCAAAUGGGACAUGGGGUCGGAGUUCGGAGCUCAUGCUGCAGCAGAGAUGCCUCCAGGGGUUCCUCCAUCGCCGGGGGCAGCGCCUGCAGGCAACGGCUGGCCGGGGCAGGGCGCUCGCUUCCUCCACACGACCCCCAGCUUCCAGCGGUACUUGUACCAGACCAGGUGUGUCCACGACACGGUGGUGGGCAGACUCAGCCCAGAGGACAUCAAGAAAGCCCGCGAGGCCAAGCAGGCCCAGCAGGCCCUGGUCAAACCUGUCAGACAGAAGCUGAGCGACCGCGCCAGAGAGAGGAAGGUUCCCGCCACCAGAAUCAGCAGGCUGGUUAAUUUUGGGGGACUGGCAGUCGGACUCGGGAUCGGCGCCAUCGCGGAGGUGGCGAAGCAAUCGCUGAGAGGCAAACCCAAAGGAGCUCCGGGCGCCCUGCUGGACUCGCCUCUCCUGUCGGAGGCCAACGCCGAGAGAAUCGUCAACACGCUGUGCAAGGUCCGCGGCGCCGCGCUCAAGAUCGGACAGAUGUUCAGCAUACAAGACAACUCCUUCAUCAAUCCGCAGCUGCAGAGGAUCUUUGAGCGGGUCCGGCAGAGCGCAGACUUCAUGCCGGCCUGGCAGAUGAACAAGGUCCUGGAGGAGGAGCUGGGUCCAGGGUGGCGUGAGAAGCUGUCGUCCUUUGAGGACAAGCCGUUUGCUGCCGCGUCCAUCGGCCAGGUGCACCACGGGGUGCUGAAGGACGGGAGGGAGAUCGCCAUGAAGAUCCAGUACCCCGGAGUGGCAGAGAGCAUCCACAGUGACAUCAACAACCUGAUGUCGGUCCUGAAGAUAAGCGCGGCCCUUCCAGAAGGUCUGUUUGCAGACAGCAGCCUGGAGGUCCUUCAGAGGGAGCUGGCGUGGGAGUGCGACUACAAGAGGGAGGCGGAGUGCGCCAAGAAGUUCAGGUCCAUGCUGGAGGGAAAUGACUUCUUUCUGAUCCCGAAGAUGGUUGAUGAGCUGUCGGGCAGCAAGGUGCUCUCCAUGGAUCUGGUACAAGGAGUCCCGCUGGACCGCUGUGUAGACCUGGACCAGGAGACCAGGAACCGGAUCUGUUACAGGAUCCUGCAGCUGUGUCUCAGGGAAGUGUUCGAGUUCCGGUUCAUGCAGACCGACCCGAACUGGGCCAACUUCUUCUACAACUCGGCCAGCGACCAGGUGGCUCUGUUGGACUUUGGGGCGUGUAGAGGGUAUCCGGAGGCGUUCACAGACGACUACAUACAGGUGGUGCACGCGGCCUCCGUGGGGGAUCGAGCCACCGUUCUUUCCAAAUCAAAGGAUCUGAAGUUCCUGACGGGCUUCGAGACCAAGGCCUUCGAGGACGCCCACGUGGAGGCGGUGAUGAUCCUCGGCGAGGCCUUCGCGUCCGCCGAGCCCUUUGACUUCAGCAACCAGCGCACCACCCAGCGCUUGCAGAGCUUCCUGCCCGUCAUGCUGCGCCACCGGCUCACGCCGCCGCCCGAGGAGUCGUACUCCCUCCACCGCAAGAUGGCCGGCUCCUUCCUCAUCUGCUCCAAGCUGAAGGCCCGCAUAUCGUGCAGGGACAUGUUCCUGGACGUGUUCAACGCCUACAACCGGCGGCGGCAGGAGGCGGAGCAGGCGGCGCCGCGGGCCGGCGCUUAGACGGGUCGGUUCGUCGGGGGACAAACGUCGCUACCUCAAGAUAUAUCUAUCGCUAAAUGCAUACGCCUCUGGACUUUUUUAAGAGCAAAGACAGAAACUUUAUCGACAUGUAACUGGCAACGAGCUCAAACGAGGAGCGUGUCCUGGACCUUCUGUUGAAGGUCACUGACCUCAGUGUGAGGUCAUCGGGAUCAGGACCCAACGCGGACUUGAGUUCUGCACGGGGACUCUAACCCGGGGGGGGGGGGGGGGGGUGAUAUUUUUAAAGUGAGCUGUGCCAUAGAAACUAUAUUGUAAUGGCCAAAACAUUGUUUUAAUUUUAAUUGCUGAUUAAAUCUCUAGAAAUCGAAGACGGGAGUAUUUAGUAAAUGUGGUUGUCGUUUCCUCCCCACAGUCUAAAUGUAUCUGUACUCCGUUUCACAGCGGUCGGUCCGCCAUGUUGCAAGAGACUAACUGUCAUCCGUUUCGAGGACGCGACUCCGAGUCUCUUUUUUUUAACGUUUUUAAAAAACCUGACGACGUCUUUCGUCCAAUAGAAACCCGGUGAGUCACGGCCUUUGCAUUAUUCAGGAUAUUUGGCGUGACUCCAUAUUGUGACUGAAAUGUUCUGUAACCUACAAGGUUGUAUAUGUGUGUUUGUUUGUCUUUUAAUGAAAUAAAAAAACAUCUUUACUG
Pseudoliparis swirei is the source of this 2661-nucleotide messenger RNA. RefSeq names its product coenzyme Q8B (gene coq8b). Gene Ontology annotation, cellular component: extrinsic component of mitochondrial inner membrane. Gene Ontology annotation, biological process: ubiquinone biosynthetic process. Gene Ontology annotation, molecular function: kinase activity. The record is from RefSeq and is a predicted model, not a curated record. The transcript has 16 exons. NCBI's taxonomy places the organism in Eukaryota, Metazoa, Chordata, Actinopteri, Perciformes, Liparidae. The coding region runs from base 85 to 1986 and encodes 633 amino acids.